UCCGCCCCCCGGGACUGCGCUUCCCGCCUCCUCCACUGCUCUGCGGGGAACCCCCGACCCUUUCUCCCCUUCAGAUGGAGUUUGCGGAGCUGAUCAAGACCCCUCGAGCUGACAACGUCGUUCUGCACCGCCCCUUUUACCCAGCUGUGGAGGGGACUCUCUGCCUCACCGGCCAUCACCUCAUUUUUAGUUCCCGGCUUCAAGAUAACUCCGAGGAGCUGUGGCUGCUGCACUCCAACAUCGAUUCCAUCGAGAAAAGGUUUGUGGGCUCACUGGGCACCAUCAUUAUCAAAUGCAAAGAUCUACGAAUUAUCCAGCUGGAUAUCCCUGGCAUGGAGGAGUGUCUGAACAUUGCCAGCUCCAUUGAGGCACUUUCCACCCUGGAUUCUGUCACACUCAUGUACCCCUUCUUCUAUCGACCCAUGUUUGAAAUCAUUGAAGAUGGCUGGCACUCUUUUCUGCCUGACCAAGAAUUUGAGCUCCUCAGUGCAGUGACAGAUGAAUGGCGUCUAAGCUGCAUCAAUAAGGAAUUCUCUGUCUGUCCCUCCUACCCUCCUGUUGUCAUUGUCCCCAAAUCCAUCGAUGACGAAGCGCUCCGGAAAGUCGCCACAUUUCGCCACGGCAGUCGUUUCCCAGUCCUCAGCUAUUAUCACAAGAAGAAUGGGAUGGUCAUGAUGAGAAGCAGCCAACCCCUCACAGGUACAAAUGGGAGACGUUGCAAAGAAGAUGAGAAGCUUAUUAAUGCCACACUGCGACCUGGCAAGAGGGGCUACAUCAUUGAUACCAGGUCCCUGAAUGUUGCCCAGCAGGCCAGAGCCAAGGGAGGAGGCUUUGAACAAGAAGCCCACUAUCCCCAGUGGAGGAGGAUUCACAAAUGUAUUGAGAGGUUUAAUAUUCUGCAGGAAAGCCUCAUCAAACUGGUGGAAGCUUGCAAUGACCAGUCACACAACAUGGACCGCUGGCUCAGUAAGCUGGAAGCUUCCAACUGGCUGACUCACAUCAAGGAGAUACUGACUGCAGCUUGUCUGGCUGCUCAGUGCAUUGAUAGGGAAGGUGCUUCAGUGUUAGUCCAUGGGACUGAAGGAACUGAUUCAACACUCCAGGUAACUUCUCUGGCACAGAUUAUCUUGGAUCCCAGGUGCAGGACCAUACGUGGCUUUGAAUCUCUUGUCGUGAGGGAGUGGCUACAGGCUGGGCACCCCUUCCAGCAACGCUGUGCCCAAUCAGCCUAUUCAAACAGCAAGCAGAAAUGGGAGGCCCCAGUGUUUCUCCUCUUUUUGGACUGCGUGUGGCAAAUCCUUCGACAGUUCCCUUGCUCUUUUGAAUUCAACGAGCACUUCCUCAUCAUGCUCUUUGAACACGCCUACGCCUCACAGUUUGGGACUUUCCUGGGGAAUAAUGAAAGCGAAAGGUCUAAACUGAAGCUGCCACAAAAGACCAUGUCCCUGUGGUCCUGGGUGAACAGGUCUGAAGAGCUGAGCAAAUUCCAGAAUCCUCUUUUUGAAGCCAACAGCCUUGUCAUCUGGCCUUCUGUUGCCCCACAGAGCCUGCAGCUCUGGGAAGGUGUCUUUCUGCGGUGGAACAGACCCUCCAAGUUCAUAGAUGAAGCCCAUGAAGAAAUGAUCAGCAUUAUCAAAUAUAACAAGGAACUUCAGGCCAAGGUUAAUGCACUGAGGAGGCAGCUGGCAGAGAUGGAAACAGAUGAUAUGAUGCAGGAGAACCUGUGAGCUGGCAGAGCUUUGCCUCAGGUCAUCCCUUUCCAGUCACCCCACACACACACCUUAACUUAAAGACUAAACACGGAAAGUGCAUGUGUUGCAGAGCCCUCUGGGUACAGCUGACCCUCAGCCCUCCUGCUGCUCAAACCUUCACUUCACACUAUGGAUCUCCCUUUUUGGGAGGGAUUUCUGGUUUGUUUACAGAAGAUGUACACAGCUGGGCACAGGGUCCUCUCUUGGCAGCUUUUCUGUCUCAAAAUUGUGUCCAGUGUCAGCAGAAGCUGGAACUCUUACCUUCACCCAACUGUAUGGAUGACCAGGAUGAGCCAAGAGACAGGAUAUUUCAAGUUUCUUUUGGACUUUUUUUUGGGUUUUGCUGAGCUCUCCAAACACUCAGCAGGAUUAGAAUACCAAGUUAUGUACAGAGAGGUAAAGGCAUUUAGUGUGAAAGCACCUUUUUCUCUCCAAGAGUGAGGCAGCUUAGUUGUUUAGUUUCCUAGGAAAGGUAGAAAAUGAUAUGAUCUAACUACAGGUUCUACCACUCCAUGUGUUACUCUCAGCCUUCACAUCUAACACUUUUUUUGGGGUUUUUGUGUGUAAGCAUUGGCUUGGGAGCAUUAAGUGGAAUAUCAAACCAGAGCAAGACAUUACAGUGCAAUACAGAACUGAAGUAGAGAUUCUGCUGCUAAUGUUUAAGCCAUGGCCUUCAGGUGGAAUUGCUCUUCAUGGACAAAUAUCUCCUAAGGAAUGAAUUUAUAUUUUUAAUUCUACCUGGAAAACAAAAAUGUUAAGAAGUUGGUGGAGGUGUUCAUUUGCAAAAGAGUGGCUUGGAGCUGUCCUUUUAACCAGAGCCAAGCUCUCCUCUUAAAACCUGGGACUGUGCUGGCUGGUUUUGUACAUUUGAACAGGUUCACAGCAUUGUGAGGAUGCAGCACUUAAAUCUACAGCUCAACAAAACACUCUUGCUCCACCUGGUGCAGUUUUUCCUCUCAUGCUUUUACUGUACAUUUUGUGAACCAUCAAAAGCAGAACUUGAGAGUGAAGGUGAUCUCACAUACCAGGUAGCUGCUGGAAAUUGGGGCUGUCACACUACAGAAGUGCUGAUAGUUUAGAUCAUUUAUAGCUGCUUAAAGGCUUUAGGGAUAAACUUUUUUCUGCUCUUUUUAUGAAAGCAGAGUUCUUCCUCAAGGUUUUUGGAGGGUUGUUUUUUUUUUUCCUCCUUAAAAAACAAAAAAGUGUCUGAAAUACUGACUCACCUAGUCACUUGUUCAGCUUUAUUCCAUUGGUAGCUCCAUGUGACUGAGAAGACAUGAAUUAAUAACAGCACACAUGGAUAAGAUUACUUGGAAAGGUGUUUGCUCUUAGCCCCUUUCUGCUGAGAUGGAGGGAGCAGCUUUAGGUCAGGGUUUAUCUCUUUGGAAACUGUUGAGCUUCCAUGGCAAUUUAUGCUGGUUUGGAAUGAAGCUGCCUUUAUUUAAAAGCCCCUUCACCUAAAGAUAGAUGGAUAGAUGUGGAGGAUUAUUUUCAUCUUGAGUUAACCUAAACUUAGUCCUGAAGUCAUCUGGCUUAAAAAAACAAAAAGAUCCCUUUUGAGCUGUUAUUCACUUAAAGCAAAAGAAUAACUCCCCCUCCUUACUUACAGUACCACUUCCUGCUGAGGUUUGGAGGGUGACACUCUUGUUCACUAAAACCUGACACAGGGAAUGCUUCUCAGGGUGGCUGAUGAGCUCUCCUGCCUCACAGGGGUGGCACAAGUUGGCUGUGCCUUCUUCUCACCUCUAAGCAUUGGCUUCUGGAGCUGCCUUCUGGGUAAAUUACAAAUGUAAGCCUUUAAAAUAAUGUCUGUGGCUUCUGCACCUGCCUGGAUGUUGUCACCUUGGCCAAUUCAGGAUUUCUACUCUGCAUCUGAAAGAGAUUUGCCACUAGCCAGAUGGGAAGGAUUCAGCAAGCACUGUUUUCUCCAUAAGAGACUCUACAUAAAACACACUUCAAGGUUAUGUAAUUUCCCAACAUAGCAAUUACACAUUGAGCUGAAUAACAGAGAAGCAAAGAGGGUGGGUUUUGAUCUAAUUGCCUGCCUGCUCUUAGUCUCUCAUGCAAACUGCAGGAAAUUGGGUAACCAGCUGAAGCAGCCAAGAAAAAGCAGCAAAUUCUCUCCAGGCUGGCAUUUCACCCUCAGCUCAUGUUUCAGGACCCAAUCCACACUCAAGUGCUGGGUGCUUGCCUUGGAGGAGCAGAGUUGUGGGGGAACAACCUUCAUGUCAAACUGGUACUGUCCUCCUCAGCAGCCACAGCAGCUUCUUCCCUGCUUCCUCUGCCCCUGCAUCACCUGCAGACAGAAGGAGCUGGAGGCUAAAGUUAACCUGCAAAUAAUCAUCUUCCAUGAGAACAACACCUGGAGCUGUCCUGCAAGGAAUUAUUGCACCUGAUGGAGUUGAGACCAAGAUGUGUGGAGUCUCCUGCAGGUCCUGGUGGGAGAAGACAAUCCCCAAACCUCUUGUGUUAAGCUACUUGCAUGUCCCCUUAUCCCACCUCCUCAUUCCCAGGGCUUCCCAGGCUCCAGUCUGGUGGCCACUGGCUAACACACACCAGAGCACUCCAGUGCUUUGCUUCCCUGCUCCCCCCACCCUAUUUAUUCACAUAUUUAAUAUUGAUGAGCAGCUGGAUUCCUCUUAGAGGGGGAUUUCUGCUGGACUUUGCCCUGUGGAGUCACCAACACCUUGUCUGCAGGUUACCCUUCUCUUCCUGAGCUGUAAGUGCUGGGGCAGUGCUCAGCUUCAGCCUCACAGCCUUGCAGCCCCCCUGCUUCUGCUCUUUUGCACAUAGCUGUUGAUAUAAUAAGCUGGACACUUGAGGAGCCCCUUCCUCAAAUUUGGGGGCCAAUCACUGCAGACACUCUGCCAUUUACCAAAAAAAAAAAAAAAAAACCACAAAAAAACAAACAAAAAGAAGGGAAAAGGAACUAAGGAACUCACUUGCACAGUUUUCAUAAGGGAACGAUAUGUACCUUCAAUAUUUUGAUUGUAUUGGAUCAAACUCUUGAAUGUGGCAACCAGUUGAAGUGCACUGUUGUCCAUGUGGCAGAUGAUACAACUGAAAUUGCACUGUGCAGCAUCUUGGCAUCUCGUGUGCUUUGCUAAAGCCUCAGGAAGUGCUGUCAUGUACAGGUUCCUGGAGGAGGGCAAAAAUGUCUCAACUAGCACCCCAUUUUUGAUUUUUUUUUUUUUUAUUUUUGGUUUAUUUUUUUAUAAGUGUGUGACAUUGAAUAGCACUGUGUGAUGUGUGCUCUGUAUCUGUUAACAAGUACAAAUCCAAGUGAUGAGUCCAAACUUCUAGAAUAGCUUUUUGGACUUGGCUGCUGCAUCAGUCUUGAUUUAUUUUAUUUGUUUUGUUAAUUUUUUUUUUAAUGAAACAAAUAACAGGGCUGGGAGUUGUGCAGUAGUGUUAGAUGUAUGCUCUAUGUGUACAGAAUCCCAGCUGCUGUGGAGCUGAAUAUAUUGUGACCAAAAAAAUAAUAAAAUAAUAAGGUUAACAGAUCUUGAGAAAAAACCUAUCAUGGCUCAAAUUGCUCAGCUGUUUGAGUGGAGAAAAAGCAGACACAAAGUUGCUGUAUAAUUUGCUGUAGAUAACAUUGAGAAUGUCAUAGCCAUGUCUGUUCAGAUUAAAACCUUAAAGACUCUAAAAAA
This is a messenger RNA of Calypte anna (Anna's hummingbird), 5404 nucleotides long. It is a transcript of the gene MTMR9, whose product is annotated as myotubularin related protein 9. Gene Ontology annotation, biological process: negative regulation of autophagy. The coding region runs from base 75 to 1727 and encodes 550 amino acids. The transcript has 11 exons. The record is from RefSeq and is a predicted model, not a curated record. NCBI's taxonomy places the organism in Eukaryota, Metazoa, Chordata, Aves, Apodiformes, Trochilidae.